GCGCUCCCUAGUUUUUUUUUCUAUUUCUCUUCGCAUUCUCAUUGUUUUGUGUGGCGCAUAUAUAUUGGCGCUCUCUUGUACCAAUAUUCAUGUGUCCAAAUAAAUAAAUAAUAAAUAAAUGGCGAAAUAACUAAGUGGGCAAUGCUGAGGUUAGACAUACAGUAAAGGGUAUGGAUUGGAAAUCAGUUAACGAGGCUAUGAAUCUUAAUUGACUAACGUGCUUAAAACCUAUGUUAUGUGUGUUGGUUAACGAUUAAAGUUUACCAGUUUGUGAAAUCAUUGUUGAUCAAUAUUUUAGGAAAGUGCAAGCUACUUAGUCUGGAUGGAUGAGGUGAUCCGGAUCAAAAUUAGAAGGCUAUAACUGACAUAGCUCAAAAUCGAUCGUGGUGGCACAGAUGCAUUCAAGCUUUGGAAUCCACUAGAUUUCGAGUUUGAAUAUUACUUUAUACUUUUUGUUCCGUGAAUACAGUCCUCCGUUUCAAACUAUAUUCACUACAGUGAUUUUCAAAAUCAUAAACUACUAUCGUUUCCGUUGUCUUGGUUGGUAUCUUUUUUAAUUUUCACCAGCCACGCUGUUCUUACACGGCAAAUUUAGCUAAUACACAUUUACGCCAAGUUGUAUUUAUCGAGUGACGGACGUUCUUAUUUUCACCUAUUUAGAAGGAAACACAUUCUACACACAAAACAAGAUAUUUUAUUUAGCUCAUGCUUUGGAAUAACUCAACUGCCUCUAAUCACUGAUAACUGCAUCAAAAAUAAUUUCAAGAAAUUAAUCAAAAAGUUUAAAUGUUGAAUGUGUCAAGCGAUCGUGACCGUUUUAAUACUCAAAACGAUUUAUAAGUGUGUGUUUGGUUUUAAAGCAUAUCACAAAUGAAAAGUUGGUGGAAAAAUGAAUAAGUACCACACUAUGAGUACUAAGAAAUAAUGAUGUAGAUGUUUGUUUAUUUAUUACGGAAACAUUUCAAUACAACAAGAAAUAUGAAUUUUAAGCAAUCACUUACUAAACGGAACGUUGGAAAAAUCCAUUUUUCACUCCAACCAGUGAACUUGUUAGAAAGCUAAAUACAUAGUGAUUAUGUCACUUAAUACUAUGAACAUACAUGAGUGAUUACAUAUCUCCCAUUUCCAUAACAACUAGACACAAAACUAGAAUAAAGCAUACUAGUUUAACUCAUACAAUAAGUACAUGUUCAUGAAAUUCACUCAAACUACACUCUAAGUAUGAAAGCUAGUAAUAGUAACUGGGUACUUAAUCACAAGUGAGGUAGGGACCGAAUUUAAGAUCUCAGUCAGUCAGUCAGUAACAACGUAGAACUUCGUACGUACGUACAUCAAUUCGAGUUGCCACACCACCUUAGCACAGAGAUGCAGUUGUCGAUUCAAAUCCCGUAGUGGUAGAGGUAGCAAGAGUAUAAGCAGUAAUCGGGAAGAUUAGGGUUUGGAGAUGUUAUUCAAGGAGUAUAAUACAGUGAAAUAAAUUUGGAAAGAGGAAAAACGGGACAUGAAGAAUUCAGAAGAUUAGAAUUUGGGAGAACACAAAUAAUGGAUGCACCUGCGCCAUUGCAAACGAUUUUGAGCCAUGUCAUUCAAGGUCUCUAACCAUCGGUUGCUAUCAUCUCGUGGUCCCCAACCAGGUAGUCUACACCUACCAACAUGACUCAGUCCACUUGUCAGUGACUUCAUGGACUUGUGCCAUGUUUUGGUUUGGCCGCCUCUAGCUUUCUACCAACCUACUCCUAUACCACUGAACAUAGCACGUCGAGGUAGUCGGUCGUUGGGCAUACGUAACACGUGUCCCAGCCAUCUCAACUGAUGAAGUUUCACUACUUCAUCAACUGAUUUGCCAUCCUUACCUAGUACUCGUUUCCUAACAACUGUGUUACUUACUCGAUGGUCCCAUGAUAUACGAGCAAUGUUUCGAAGACACCUAUGAUCGAAUACUAGUAACCUACGAAUAUCCUCUACUCUUACCGGCCAUGUUUCACUGCCAUAAAGUAGGACGGAACGAACUGCUGCGCAGUAAACACGUCCUUUGUUUGAUAGACGGAUAUCUCGCCUACGCCAUAAACGACGCAAGUUGGCAAAAGCUAGUCGAGCCUUCUGUAUCCGUGCUGAGAUUUCGUCACACACCAGACCACAAGGGCUGAUGAGACUUCCAAUAUAAGUGAAGCUAUCGACACGCUCAAUCACUUCACUCCCUAUGAUUAGUUGGGGUUUCGAUGCAACCCAAUCCUGAAGCAACAUUUUGCAUUUCGAGGGGAAGAAUCGCAUCCCGAACAUGCUUGCAUUGUUGCUUAGAGUGGUCAGAAGACUCUGCAUUUUGUCAGCGUCUUCACCAAAUAAAACUAUGUCAUCAGCAUAUUCUAAGUCAACAAGUGAACCUCCCGGUAGAAGUUCAACCCCUGGAAAUUUAGAUGAGGAAAGUGUUAUCUCUAAAAGUACGUCGAUCACAAAGUUGAACAAGAAUGGGGAGAGUGGACAGCCCUGACGAACACCACUUGAGGUAAUCAAUUUUGAUGACAGUUCGCCAUAAGCUCUCACUCGACCAGUUGUGUUCGAGUAGAGAGCCUACAUAAGGUUAAUGUACGUCUGAGGUACUCCUUUCAGUGACAAACACUGCCAUAGAACCUUACGAUCGACAGAGUCGACUGCUGCUUUAAGGUCGAGGAAUACUACAAUUGUGGGGCGUCUGAACGUAUGUCUGUGUUCUAGAACCUGACGUAGUGUCAGUAUUUGGUCUAUACAGCCAUGUCCAGGUCGAAAACCAGACUGGUUUUCUCUAGUCUGUUCUUCACGAGCUUUGGUUAGACAUCGAAGUAUUAUUGAAGCUAAUAUUUUAGACACUAUAUUAGUCACACUGAUUCCUCUGUGAUUGUCACAAGAAGACUUUGUCCUUUCUUAUAGACUAGCACAAUUAGUGAUUGAGACCAGUCAGAUGGGAUUACGUCCAGUCCCCAAAUUCUACCUAAGACCUCAGUUAAUUUCACUGCUAAUACUGGACCACCAUCCUUAAAAAUCUCAGGAGUAAACCUGUCAGGGCCUGCUGCUCUCCCUCGUUUCAGGUUUCCUAUGGCUUUUUCAACUUUGUAGAGUCGGAGGACCUACAUUAACUUGCCAUUCAGGUUGACUAGAGAUCGUGGGAAACCGAAGUGUGGCUGAAGGCCAGUUGAACUGAUCCCUAAAGUGUUAUGCCCGUCGAUCCAAUCUCCUGGAUUGAGAAUGAAUAAUAUGUCCAUCUUUCUCUGAGAUCGUUUCGCUAACGGUCGGGUUCCUAAUUCCGGUUUCCUUAACGAGUCUGAACAAUUGUCUGCUAUUACCUAUUGCCGCUGCCUUUUCCAUCUCUCUUGCUUUCGCUACCCACCACUGUUCGCGAUCAUUGCGUAGACUUCUUGUCAGCUUGCGCUUAAGCUGACUCCGCUCCUCAUUAUGUUCAGAGCCAGGUGGAAUGAGUUUCCGAGCAUCUAUCAGUGAGAUAGAUGCUGCUGAGAUCCAGUGUUGCUCCCUAACCUUCUGGUUUACCUCACUAGCAGAUACCACUGCUGUUUCCACAGCUUUUCGGAUACCAUUCCAUGCUGCCUCAGGGUGGGCAUCACAUACAUGGCUGCCUAACUGUUUUCCUAGUUGUUCCUGAAAUAUACUCUUAGCUUGACUAUCAUUAAGUAGGCCCCUAAGAGGUUUCCUUGCAGCGUCUUUCCUACGUCCAGUAAGACGCAAGCAAAUACUUAUUAAAAACCGAGUAUUUUAACAUGUAAACCACUAUUCAGUUAAUAACUGAUCAGCGUAAGAGUUGGACUUCAUAGGUCAGUAAGUAGGAAACGGCGUUAGUAACUUUAUGAUAGUCGGUCGGUCACAUUUUCGUGCAAGUGAACAAAUCUGUCAAAUAAUAUUAAACGUGAUUUUAAUCAUUUACCACUAAGCUCAAAUGGCAUGGGCAAAUAUAAGCAACCCAACAUUUGCAC
Molecule: messenger RNA, 3959 nt
Organism: Schistosoma bovis
Lineage: Eukaryota; Metazoa; Platyhelminthes; Trematoda; Strigeidida; Schistosomatidae
Source: the annotation of a GenBank genome assembly